This is a messenger RNA of Zea mays, 3881 nucleotides long. RefSeq names its product filament-like plant protein 3. NCBI's taxonomy places the organism in Eukaryota, Viridiplantae, Streptophyta, Magnoliopsida, Poales, Poaceae. The record is from RefSeq and is a predicted model, not a curated record. The transcript has 5 exons. The coding region runs from base 870 to 3680 and encodes 936 amino acids.
AAAAAUAGAGCAACUUGACCCCAUUCAUCCGUCGAACACACUGCACCUGUUAGUAUUAUAGCAACAGUAUUUCAGUACCAGUGCUCAAUCUAGGCAAAAGCCCGCAAGCGCACAGUUAACAACACGCUACACGCCUACACCAGCAUCGCUUGCUGAGUACACUUGAGCGACACUGUGUGAGCUGUGGUUGAAUAGUUGAGAAAAAAAAACUCAAAAAGAAAAGGCUACGCCUCUAGCUCGAGUGGGGAGAGAGAGAGUGAGAGACGAGACGGGGAGGCAAAGGCACCACGAGCCACUCUAGAGACGCCUCCUCCGUUUGUUCGAGCUGCCUGGGCGGGAAAGAGAAAGCGAGACCGAGACCGCAGGGAUUGAAAAAAGAGGGUGCAAAAGCAAGGCUCGGAUUCUUGCGGGGCGAGCGACUCGUUUCUCGUCUCUGCGCUGCGAGCGAGGCUCCUGCUCCUCGCGGUCUCGCUUCCCUCCAAGUUCCAAUCCAGCACCGGGCGCCACCGCUAAUCAGGUACGGCGGUUCUUCCUGUUGCCUCUGCAUCUCUCUCGUGGGGUGGGUCCGGGGGCAAUGCCGGGUGCUGUUCUUGCGCCUUGUACUCGCGUCCCCGCCGAUUUCUGUCCACCAACACCAACAGGGGAAAGGGGACAGGAGCAGUAGCGCUUCCGGACCCGUUGGAAGUAAAAACCGAAGCUUUAAUUUUUUUUGUCUGGCGUUCCACGCGGUUCUUGUGACGGUUGCCAUUCCCUACUGGCUGGGCUGUGGUCGCAGUGCUGAUAUAUGAACCCCGCAUUUGGACAUUUGGUGGUGGCAAGGCAACGCCAACCUUCCCUGUUGCUGCUUUGAAUGUUCUGGUGGUUGUCGGAUGGAUCGCCGCAGUUGGCUCUGGAAGCGCAAGUCAUUGGAUAAGAGCCCUGGGGAGAGCGAUAGCUCUGGCUCUGCUUCAUCACACUCUGAGCCUUCCUUCGAUGAUCAGGAACCUAAACCUGUGUCUAGUAAUUCUUCUCCAAAUCAUAGUCAUUCGCCUGAUGUUUCUUCUAGAAUAAUUUAUAAUGAGAAUCAAGAAGCUGAAAGAGCAGAAUCAUUGAAUGAGAAGCUGGUGUUAGCAACUAGCUCGAAUGAUUCUUCUCCACAACAUGAUCAAUCGAUGAAGCCAGAUAUAUACCAAUCACCUCUGCUAUUCCCAAAUAUCAGGAAUGAUGAUGUUCCAGAUUCUGUAAAGAAUUUGAAUGAGAAGGUGUCCCCAAAGUUUAAGGUCGAUGAUGUCCAGGAUUCUGUAAAGAGUUUGAAUGAGAAACUUUCUGCUGCCCUUUUGACUAUCAAUGAUAAAGAUGACUUGGUAAAGCAGCACACUAGAGUUGCAGAAGAGGCUGUUGCAGGUUGGGAACAAGCUGAAGCUGAAGUUGCUUCUCUGAAGCAACUACUUGAAACUGCAUCAAAGAAGAAUACCUCUCUGGAGGAUCAGGUCAGCCACCUAGAUGACGCCCUUAAAGAAUGUGUAAGGCAGCUUCGCCAAGCACGUGAAGAACAAGAGAAUAAAAUCCAUGAGACAGUUGCUAAGAAGUCUAAAGAAUUGGAGUCUGAGAAGUUUGAGCUCCAGCACCAUAUUGCUGAACUCAGUAAGCAGUUGCAAGCCACGAAACUAGAAGCUACUACGGUGCGUGUCCAGCGUGAUCUGCAGGAAAAGCUUCAGAUAGUGGAGAAAGAAAACAAAGACCUCAAGGUAGAAUUACUCGCACUGUCCAAGGACCUGAAGAUACUUGCACGGGAAAGAGACCUGAGCAACCAAGCAGCAGAAACAGCAAGCAAACUUCACCUGGAAAGUGUGAAAAAGAUAACAAGAGUUGAGGCAGAAUGCCUUAAGUUGCGUCAUUUAACGCGGCGUACGUCCUUGACCAAUGAUUCAAGGCUGAUAACUAACAGUGCUUGCAUGGAAUCUCAGACUGACAGUCAGUCUGACAGUGGGGAGCACAUGCUAGUUGAUGAGAUGAAAAAUUCUGAUUCAUGGGCAACAGCUCUGAUAGCUGAACUUGAUCAGUUCAAGAAUGCCAACAACGACACAAGAAAUCUUGUGAAUAAUUCGGUUGAAAUUGACCUGAUGGAUGAUUUCCUCGAGAUGGAAAAGCUGGCUGCACUGCCUGAAGUAGACUGUGUAAGCUCUAGCUUUGGAGCUGAAACUGAUUCUGACCAAGGUGUGAGUAGAGAUAAAUCAUCAAAAGUUAAAACUGAACCAUUGCAGUGUCAGGUGACAGAUUUGCACGCAAAGAUCGAGAAGAUUGAAGGUGAGAAAAGGGAGCUUGAAAUGGCCCUUGCAGAUGCCAGAGUUCAGCUUGGCACAUCAUGUGAUGCUCUAAUGGUGGCCAACAACAGGUUGAUUGAUUUGCAGAUGCAGUUGGACUUGGCAAAUGAGUCCAAACAUGCUGCUUUCGGAGAAGCUGAGCGACUGAAUGGUGAGAGGAAAGAUUUGGCAUUGCAACUGGAGUCCAGGUCUUCACAAGUUGAUGAGCUUCAGCUGAUGGUGGCAUCGCUGGAAAAGAAUGUAGACAGGAAGGUGUUGGAAUUGCAGUUAGAGUUAGUUUCUGUGGAGGCUGCAGAUCUGCGCAAGACAGUGGCUUCCCUGGAAGAGAAGAUUGAUGCAGAGAUAACUCUCUCUAUGCAGCACAAAACAAAUGCAGACCUGGCAGAGGCGUCCAAAGAAUCAUUAGAGGCGCAGCUGCAGUCUGCAAACACAGAGAUAGGGAAACUGAACGGGAUUGUGCAAACUUUAGAGAAUGAGGUGAGGAAAGAGACAGAUUCUCGUGAAGAACUACUGAAACAGAUAGAGGCUAUGAAAAUUGAGUCAGAGAGAUCACUAUCUGUGGUGUCUACCAAAGAGUCAUUAGAGGUGCAGCUCCAGGUGGCGAAUUCAGAAGUUGCAAAGUUGCGUGGGAUGGUGAAUGCUCUGGAGUGUGAUGCGGCGAACGAGAAGGCAUAUUCUUCAGAUCUCCAGAUGCAACUUGAGGCAGUGGAAGGUAUCAGGAAGGUGUUGGAAUCUGAGCUUGAGUCUUCACACCAGGAGGUGAUGAGGCUGAAGGAGAAAGUUUCGUCCUUGGAAGCAAGGAUCAAGGACCAGACCUCGUUGCUUGUAGAAUAUACAGCUAAAUCAGAGGAUGCAGUGUCCCGGAAAAAGGCAAUGGAGGGUCAACUAGAAGCAGCAAAUCUGGAAGUUACAAAACUGAGAAACAAGGUGAGCCUGAUACAAGGCAAGGUGGAGCAGGAGAAGCUUCUGUCAGAAGAGUACGAAGCAAAAUGCCGCAAGCUGGAGGCGCAGGUGUUGAGGGACAGCCGAGAGGCGAAACUUUGGCGCCUCACGAACUCAAACGGAGACCUGAAGGUGAAGCAGGAGAAAGAACUAGUCAGUGCUGCCGGGAAGCUUGCGGAGUGCCAGAAGACUAUUGCUAACCUUGGCCGCCAGCUGAAAUCGCUAACAGAUCUUGAUGGCGUGGUGGCCGAUCCUGAAAAGCUGGAAUCGAGGGACACGCACCUGGACUUCAGAGAUGGCGGAGACGUGGCUGAUGGACUGUAUGAACUGGGUCUUCCUAAGAGGAACGGUAGCUGCCUCUCACCCCUUCGGUCGGAUCCGUCGCCGAGGGGUUUGCCGUCCCUUAGUAGCUACCUGAGCAAAACAAAAAGGUGAAAAGUCUGAUGGGAUCAUUCACCAUUGUGCUUGUGCAUAAAUUAUUUGACAGUCUAUGGAUGAUGCCAGUUGUGACCUGGUGGUAGAUCGGUGUACAUUUACAGAACUUGAUGGUUGCUCACAUGUGUACUUUCUCCUUUUGUUUUGCUCUCAUUUUGCGAGACUGCAGGGUUUGUGACAAAUUUACUAGAUCUUGUGAGA